Messenger RNA from Phaeodactylum tricornutum CCAP 1055/1, 3257 nucleotides. RefSeq lists its product with no specific name. NCBI's taxonomy places the organism in Eukaryota, Bacillariophyta, Bacillariophyceae, Surirellales, Neidiaceae. The transcript has 2 exons. Gene Ontology annotation, cellular component: nuclear telomere cap complex; chromosome, telomeric region. Gene Ontology annotation, molecular function: G-rich strand telomeric DNA binding; telomerase inhibitor activity. Gene Ontology annotation, biological process: telomere capping; regulation of telomere maintenance via telomerase. The record is from RefSeq and is a predicted model, not a curated record. Bases 114 to 3257 code for a protein of 1047 amino acids.
CGAAGUACAAGAGUAGCGGGGACAAGAAAACGCUUGAUCGAUUGCAGUCUUCCAGGACACGCCAGACAAGUGACGGAUAGGCUAUUGCCGUGACUGAAAGAACUUGGUCGAGCAUGAGCGAUUUUGGCAAUUUUUUCCGUGAUUACACCGCGCCGGGCCAAAAUCCAACGGCGUAUGAGAAUUGUGACGAUCCAGCGCCAGAUGGCUCGCAUUCGCGCUUCAAGUCGGCGUACACACACUGGAAGGAAACACGAAAUUCUUACAUAGAAGAGUUUAUGCUACAUCGUUUGAUGGAUGGCGACGGCCUGGAUGGCAAUGAUGAGGAAAUUUGUGAACCAAAGCUCGUAGAAGCGUCCCAGCAGACGAAUGCAGAAGAUGAGGAAGAAGAUCAGCUCGAAACCCAGGAUGCCGAUCUUUUGAUCGCUCCCACUCAAGACGUGGUACGAAAGAAGCAGAUCGUGCCGAUGCCGCAGCCGCACUUUCCCAACAUUGCCGAUACAACGCAGGAUAUUUUGUACUUCAGGGAUUUGGAUUUGUGGACACGGACAGCUUCGUUCGAUUUGCUUCACGUCACCAAAGUUUGGCGCACACGGGAAACCCGCCGCUUCGCUGUUAAAUACCAACCCUCUAGUAAGUCGAGCACCAUCACGUUCGGAAGCUCCGCGACAUGCUCUUUGCCACGCAUCGUGUUGGAAGCCUGCGUUGAAGACGGUCCACUCUCGACCUGCUAUAGUCGCGUUUGGAGUGCUGAAGUCACUCAGCUAAACGGACCACCGCUGGGUGGUCUCCGAGACCGGGCCACCCAUGUCUUUGGGGAAUCGCAGGUUGAAUGUCGACGUAUGCGAAUCUUUUGUUACAAUGGAUGGGCCCAAGCAAUGGAAAGCAUUGUUGCAAGGAAAACAAUAGCGACGGCAAAAGACGAUCUUUGGGUGCAAAUCCUCAACGUUCCAGCUCGGUGCGUCUUUCCGCUUCCCCCAUCGGACUGGUACGAUGCCCACGAUGCGUCUCCGUACUGUUUGUGUAUCGGCGAUGCCUCAACAAUGCGCAUACAGCCAGGCGAAGGAGAGGACGACGACAACGCGGUCUCGGCUCGAUUCGACGACGAUUUGUUGCGCAUGGCAGUGGGUUGGUUAGAUAGGAAUGGACAAACUCAAGCGUUUCGUGUGUCCGUUAAUGCACACGGCAAUAUAAUUGAGCAAAGGGACGACGUUACCAACGAGUUGCAGCACGCCUAUCUCCGUUGGCAGGAAUUGCUGGUUGUGCUCGAGGUUCCACCAGUCCCUGCCGACAAGAGGGAAGGAGCAGCUAUUCCUACCAACAAAACACAUUCGCAGGGUCCAUCCGACCAAGACGACAGCGAAGUCGGUACAACCAUAAAUGGAAGUCAUCCGCCCCAGCGAAGCUUCUUAUCAACAACUGGUGAUGCGAAUCUCUCGAGUUCGCAGGGAAUCAGAACGACAGGAAAGAAUCCGGCAGUAUGCCAAGCAGCAGCACGAAGAGAAGCUUCUGCCACACCGAAGAAGCACACAACAGCGGACGCGCAGCCUGUCCCGCCGUUGCCCCGGAAAAAGACUAAGGAAACGAUCGAGUAUCACCAACUGAAUAAUUUGCGUAACGUUUACGAGAGUCACCGUACUUUGGCCAUACAACCCGGCGGUUCUUUAGGACCUUGUCUCGUCAACGUGUAUGGAGUUGUUCUGGGCUUUGGAUCCCCAGCGCAAACAAAAACGGGCGAUUGGAUGGUGGGCAUUGCCUUAGUUGACGAAACCUUACCCCUGGCCGAACCGGAUCCAGCAACAAAGCUAGUUGAAUUUGUUCACACUGUCAACUUGAAUAUUUUUGCCAAGCACAGGGAGGACUUGCCAGAUCUACGAUGUGCUGGUGACGUAUUGCGAGCUCAUAGGGUAAAGUUACAGGAAUGGAACGAUGAAAUGCAGCUUUUGGGGUUAAGGGCGAGCUCAUACGUAACAUUUCGAAGCAAUAGUGUGAAUAUUCCUGGGGAUGAAAGUGACUACGUUAUAAUUCCUACUGCCAAAAAUGUGUUUACAAAUACGGCGGAAGACAAAUGCGUGUUUGUAAAGCACUGGAAAUGGGCACGUAAUCGUCUCUAUUCCUACGCAACGAUGAAGGAAUCACAAAGUUUUAAACUUUGUGAUAUGGGACGACAGGGUUACAAUCAAAUGGACUUGUACAUGGACGGAAAUACCCGGGGGGACUUGACUGUAAUUGUUACCGCUGUUAUCCCAUAUCCACCCGAAGUCGCUUCCUCGUCGACCCCAAAAGGAUUCCUUCGCGUCUGGGAUGGGACAGGUUUGCCAGAGUCAGACCCCCUUCCCGUGAGCUCACAAGCAGCGAAGGAUGCAGUGAGCAAUGGCGAUCCCCCAGUUGAAGUGGUAACCAAACUUGCCAAGUUGACCGAAAAAUUGAGGCACGUUCGACAAAAUAGUGAUCUAGAGACUCCGAAAGCGACCGCCGGUCGUGUUGCAAACGUUGUCAUCUGGGAGAAAUCGCACUGGAAAUUGGUAGACAAUGCUGUUGGUGUUGGUUCUUGUAUUCGGCUCCGUAAUGUCCUAGAGGAACGAAUGCCGAAUGAUGGUCUACGGUGCUUGAUGGUUCAGUCGAAGUCCUACCUUACGCCUCUUCCCGACAUGACUUACGAAGUGAUUCGACUAAUUGAAGAGCACAGCGAUCGCCUCCUUCGAAAUGAACCAUUGAAUUCAAAAAGUAGCAUUCUUCCGCUUGAGCCAUCCAAAAAUGAUGAUGACACCGAAUUCCGUGAAAGUACAAUGGAGCCACACAUUGAAGUUGCCGUGAACCCGAUGCGGUCGUCAAGAUCACCACCACCAGCUGCUCUGGAAAACAAUGUGACGGACCUUGCUUCGCUUCUGAAGUCUCCCAUUGCCACAACAGUCAGCUGCGCUGUUGCAAUCGUUGGCACGUUCCCUUCAAUAGAGACGAUUAGUACUGCUGGUGUACAACUAGUUGUUUCGGAGGGAGUUGACGGAAGGAAACUGUAUCGGCUUGGUGUUCGCCUUGGAGAUCAAUCGACGCAGCUUAGCGCAAUUGUAUCUGAGAAAAGCGAAGUCGGCGAUGCGCUGCUUGGUAUGUCGCCUCAGAUUGUCCUCCUUCACCACUCUCACGCUCUCCGGAAUCUGCAAUCGGUCUUAAACGACACAUCGUUGUGGCAUGCACAACUACGAACGGUUGCGUUUGAGGGCGCAAAGUACUUCUUGCUCGAAGCACUUUCAAAACUUUGA